Messenger RNA from Lodderomyces margitis, 1635 nucleotides. Its product is annotated as karyopherin alpha. The record is from RefSeq and is a predicted model, not a curated record. Gene Ontology annotation, molecular function: protein binding; nuclear import signal receptor activity. The coding region runs from base 1 to 1635 and encodes 544 amino acids. Gene Ontology annotation, cellular component: nucleus; cytoplasm; nucleoplasm. Lineage: Eukaryota; Fungi; Ascomycota; Pichiomycetes; Serinales; Debaryomycetaceae. Gene Ontology annotation, biological process: NLS-bearing protein import into nucleus. The transcript has a single exon.
AUGGACUCAAAUGCAACUGAAAGAUUCGUUCCAGAAUACCGUCGUACAAAUUUCAAAAACAAGUCACGUUUCCAAAGCGAUGAAUUAAGAAGAAGAAGAGAAACUCAUCAAGUUGACUUGAGGAAACAGAAAAGAGAAGAAGUAUUGGCCAAAAGAAGAAACUUCCACCAUGAAGCCAACGAUUCAGAAGACGAAGAGGAUUUCAACCAGAAUGUUAAUAACGACGAAAGCCAAUUUUACAACAGUUUAAAACAAGAUUUACCCAAAAUGAUUGAAAUGAUCCAGGCUCCUGAUUUUGAAUCUCAAUUGGCAGCAACAGUGAAAUUUCGUCAAAUAUUGUCUAGAGAACACAACCCACCUAUUGAUCUUGUUAUUCAGCUGGGGGUUAUACCAACUUUGGUGGAAUUUAUGAAGGAUGAUCAUCCAGAUAUGUUGCAAUUGGAAGCAGCUUGGGCUUUGACCAACAUUGCUUCAGGAAACUCCCACCAAACUAGAGUCGUUGUUGAGGCCAAUGCUGUUCCUUUAUUUGUCCAAUUGUUGUACUCUCAAAGUCUUGAGGUUAAAGAGCAAGCAAUUUGGGCCUUGGGUAAUGUUGCUGGUGACUCAGCUGAUAAUAGAGAUUAUGUCUUGAGUUGCGGUGCUAUGGAGCCUGUAUUGAACUUGUUCAACUCCACCAAAAUGUCAUUGAUCAGAACAGCUACAUGGACAUUAUCAAACUUGUGUAGAGGUAAAGCACCACAACCAGAUUGGAAUAUUGUAUCACAAGCUAUUCCAACCUUGGCUAAAUUAAUUUAUUCAGUUGAUUCCGAGACUUUGGUUGAUGCUUGUUGGGCAGUAUCAUACUUGUCAGACGGAAUUUCUGAGACAAUCCAAGCUGUUGUUGAUGCAAGAAUUCCUCAUCGUCUUGUUGAAUUGUUGGGACAUGAGUCCACUUUGGUCCAAACACCAUCUUUAAGAGCGAUUGGUAACAUAGUCACAGGAACUGAUUACCAAACACAGAUUGUCAUCAAUGCCGGUGUAUUGCCGGCCUUGGCACCAUUAUUAAACUCGCCAAAAGAGACAAUUCGAAAGGAAGCUUGUUGGACAAUUUCAAAUAUCACUGCUGGUACGCCUGAACAAAUCCAAGCUGUUAUAGACUCAAACUUGAUACCACAAGUGAUUAGGUUAUUAAUCAACGGAGACUACAAAACUAAAAAGGAAGCCUGCUGGGCUAUUUCGAAUGCGUCAUCAGGAGGCAUGAACAAGCCAGAUAUAAUCCGUUAUUUAGUAAGUCAAGGAUGUAUUAAACCACUUUGUGAUUUAUUAUCAGUUGCCGAUGCCAAAAUUAUUGAAGUCACAUUAGAUUCAUUAGAGAAUAUCUUGAAGAUGGGUGAAAUGGACAAAGAAGCAAGAGGAACUGGAGUUAAUGAAAAUGCCCUCUUUAUUGAAGAAGCAGGUGGUAUGGAAAAGAUCUUCGAAUGCCAAAACAAUGCCAAUGAAAAGAUUUAUCAAAAAGCCUACAACAUCAUUGAGAAGUAUUUCAGUGAUGAAGAAGAUGAAAACAUCGAUGAUGAAAAUAUAGUGCCAGAAGCCUAUGGUAAUUCAUUUGGUUUUGGAAUUGACAAUUCAAAUCAACAACAAAAUUUCCAAUUCUAA